Molecule: messenger RNA, 1248 nt
Organism: Dracunculus medinensis (Guinea worm)
Lineage: Eukaryota; Metazoa; Nematoda; Chromadorea; Rhabditida; Dracunculidae
Source: the annotation of a GenBank genome assembly
AUGAGAAAACUAAAGAAUUAUAUAUGCCCAAGCGUAUUGGUUCAAAAGGCAAUGGCUCGGAUUGAACAUCUUAACAACAUAUGCCAUACCACUUUCAACUGUUCAACUCAAAAGAAAUAUGUGAAAUGUUUACGAGGAAUGAAAUUGUGCGAUGGUGUUCGUGACUGUGUAGAUAAUAGUGAUGAAGAACUAUACUGCAAAUCAAAAUGUUCCGAAAAUGAGAUGAUAUGCGAGGGAACUAGGAAAUGUCUACCACUGGAAUUCAAAUGUAAUGGUGAUUUUGAUUGCGAAGGUGGUGAUGAUGAAGAAUUCUGUGAAAACAGAUGUGUAGGAGGUUCAAAAUGGUGUGCGGUGUCGAAAAAAUGUAUUCCUUCAUGGCAGAUUUGCAAUGGAAUUGAUGAAUGUGGCGAUGGAAGUGAUGAAGAGCAAUGUGAUUGUCAGUUAUGCUCGGGUAGUAAUAAAGCAUUAUGUGCUAUUACAAAGAAAUGCAUUACUCGUGAGAAAAUUUGCGACCGUAAUGAAGACUGUCAUUAUGGCGAAGAUGAGUUGCAAUGUCCUGGCGGCUGCUUUGAAGUGCUCGUUAAGCAACAUGAAGAAAUGAUUGAAUGUGCCGACAAGAAAAAGUAUGUGAAGAAGUAUGCAUGUAGUGGCAUGCUUGAUCAGUGUAAGCAUUUUUGUGAGGAGUGUGAUAAGGAACUGGCUUUCAGGUGCGGUAAUGGCUUAUGCAUUCCAAGAAAUAAAUUUAUUAAUAUCUAUUUAAUUUAUUUAAUAGUUUGUGAUGGGAACAAUGACUGUAAUGACCAUUCAGACGAGAUGAAAUGUGGUUGUUCUGAUAUCAAAUCAUUAAACGAAACUGCUACAUUCUUCUUUUGCAAUGUUAGUGCAAAAGGAGUGAGGAAGUGCAUAUCAAUAUCUCAGCGUUGUGACGGUUAUUUGGAUUGUGAAGAUGGCGCUGAUGAAAUAAACUGUAAUGAAUGUACAACGAAUUCAAAUGCCAUUUAUUGCAAUUUAACUCGUACAUGCCUUGCAAGUAUAAAAAGAUGCGAUGGAGUGCAGGACUGUCCUAAUGAUAUUGAUGAAUUUGAAUGCAGCUGCAAAGAAUGUAAUAUCCAUGCGAAUCCGAUGUAUUAUUGUUCAGAUUCAGCACGUUGUUACCGUCAUAAUAAAAUAUGUAAUCCUUUUAGUACUUGUCCAUACCCUCAGGACAGUGAUCGGCAAUAUUGCGCAUAUAAAGACCGCAUACUAUAG